AUGAAGUACACCGUCUGCAUCCUUGCCCUCGCCUCCGUCGCCUUCGGCGUCACUAUCCAGGAGCGCAAUGAGUUCAUCAAGCGCCAGGCCAACACCCAGGAUGCCGUCCCCGUCAACGUUGCCGCGAUGACCGAUGCGAACGGCAACGUCAAGCAGUUUGACUCCAAGGGAGUCUACCUCGACAUGCAGGCCAAGGGUCUGUAA
Molecule: messenger RNA, 204 nt
Organism: Thyridium curvatum
Lineage: Eukaryota; Fungi; Ascomycota; Sordariomycetes; Thyridiales; Thyridiaceae
Exons: 2
Coding region: 1-204 (67 amino acids)
Source: RefSeq, a predicted model, not a curated record